UCUCUAUGCAGUUUGUCCUUUUAUUUUGACUUUCUUGUGUGUAUAAAAUAUAUUCUGUCAUUUUCCGAAACGGGGCACGUUAGUCCAAAAUGUUCGGUGUUCCCACUCGUUUUCUAGUGCAUCGCGCGAAGCGCUACAGUUUGCUGGUGAAUAAAUGUUUUAGGUGGACAAAUACCGGAACAACACGCACCGCAUCGCCCCACUCAUCGUUCGUCCGGGCCUGCCAUAAUGCAACGUUCGGUCAGCCGGUACAUAGCACCCAUCCACAUUUAGUUCGUCCGGGUGAAGUGCUGGCCGGAAUUCCGCUGCAAGAAGUAAAAACAAGACGGCACACACUUUUGCACACCUUACGGGACCAUGCCGCUGUGCAGACUGGUGCUGCUACAAAUCAUAUUGUUGUGAUACCAUCCGCCUGUAAGAAGUACAUGAGCAACAAGAUUCCUUACGUGUUUCGUCAGAAUACAGACUUUUUGUAUUUGAGCGGUUGCCAGGAACCGGACAGUGUGCUUGUUUUGGAAAUCGAUACGAAUGGCAAUUGCAAAAGCUCACUGUUUGUGCGUCCGAAGGACAGAACGGCGGAGAUGUGGGAUGGGCCACGGACGGGCGUCCAGCACGCACCGGACGUGUACGGCGUGGAGGAAGCGUACGAUAUCGGUGGGUUGAAGGACUAUUUGACAAAGUAUGGGUUUGCAAACCCCAGCUCUAUAGUUUGGUACGACGAGCAAUCGUCCGAUUUGUUCCAUGUCUCAAAGAUACUCAGAGAUGUGACAAACCAACAAACAAAAUCACCAACAGAGUUGAUACACCGCCUUCGGCUGAUCAAAUCUGAAAGCGAAUGUGAGCUAAUGCGUAAAACGUGUGAGGUGGCUUCGAAAGCUAUCAACAGGACGAUCGAAAACAGCUACCCGGGCAUUAGUGAGCACGAAAUCUAUGCCAGCGUUGACUACCACACGCGUCUCAGUGGCGCUAACUUUCUAGCGUAUCCGCCAGUGGUGGCAGGUGGCGCUAACGCCACGAUUAUCCAUUACAUAAAUAACAAUCAGAUUGUAAAGCGUGGCGAACUGAUACUGAUGGACGCCGGAUGUGAGUAUCAUGGAUACACGAGCGAUAUUACGCGGACGUGGCCGGUUGAUGGCAAGUUUAGCGAUGCCCAUCGUGUGCUUUACGAAAUUUUGCUACAAAUUCAGCGCGAACUGUUAGACUGCUUACAGUUUCAGGGUGGUGAAUCCUUAGAUCAGCUCUUCGACACGAUGUGCUCAAAGAUAGGGAAAUAUUUACAGGAAAUCAAACUGAUACCUGGUUCACUUUCGGCGCUCGAGCUUUCACGAGCUGCUUACAAAUUUUGUCCCCACCAUGUAUCGCACUAUCUCGGCAUGGAUGUCCACGACACACCGUUAAUAUCCCGCAACAUACACCUGCGCCCCGGAAUGGUGUGCACCGUAGAGCCAGGGAUUUACAUACCACAGAACAAGCUUGACGUCCCGAGUGAAUUUCGUGGCGUGGGGUUGCGCAUUGAGGAUGACGUGCUUAUUAAGCCGGAAAAGGAAAUCGAAGUUCUUACCAGGGACUGUGUGAAGGAUGCAUCGCUAAUAGAGGAAAUGAUAAGCUGUAAAGCAAGAGGCUCUUUGUCAUAAGUACUGCCUGGGUUUGUUAACACAACGGUAGGUGUAAUAAAUGUUGGUUUAAAAUAUUUUGUAAAUAUA
Messenger RNA from Anopheles stephensi (Asian malaria mosquito), 1703 nucleotides. Its product is annotated as xaa-Pro aminopeptidase 3. The transcript is spliced from 4 exons. Lineage: Eukaryota; Metazoa; Arthropoda; Insecta; Diptera; Culicidae. The record is from RefSeq and is a predicted model, not a curated record. Gene Ontology annotation, cellular component: mitochondrion. The coding region runs from base 90 to 1634 and encodes 514 amino acids. Gene Ontology annotation, molecular function: manganese ion binding; metalloaminopeptidase activity.